Molecule: messenger RNA, 1092 nt
Organism: Lathyrus sativus (Indian pea)
Lineage: Eukaryota; Viridiplantae; Streptophyta; Magnoliopsida; Fabales; Fabaceae
Source: the annotation of a GenBank genome assembly
AUGCAGGUUGUUGGAGCUGUUGGAUUCCAAAAUAAACGUCUAGAAAUUCCAGAAGAAAUGGAUCCAGUGGUAGCUCAAAUAAAGCUUUCGCGAUUUCGUCGUACAUGUGUUGCGACACUGAUUGCGGUCGUCGUGGUGUCAAUUAACCACAAUUUAUUCUUUUUCAUGAAAACGAGUGACAUUGUUGCCAAAUUCAAAGCCGAGGCAUCAUUGCUCCGGCUCACGAACGAAGACCUGAGUAAACAAGUAGAAGGUUUACAAACAAGCAGAUUAAAUGAAGUGGAGGAGCUAGCCUACUUGAGGUGGGUGAAUUCGUGUUUACGAACCGAGUUGAAGAAUUCGUGCUCAGCAUUGGAUUCUGAUAAGCCAUCUAGUCCUCAAUCUGUUGUGAGUAGUAGUGGAGAUUCUAUUAUUUCGUUCUCUGAUCAAUGUGGUAAUGCAAAUAGCUUUAAUUUGGUUAAGAAGCUGAAAAAGUGGCCAAUAACUAGUAGUGAUAAUUCGUCACAAGUUGAGUCCACAAGUAGUACUAGUAGUAAUCUCUUUGAGAAAAAUUGGGUUGAAUCAAUAUCUGAGGGAAGCAAUAGAAGAAGGCAUUCGAUUAGUGGUUCCAAUAGUUCGGAGGAAGAUAUUGUUGUAUUGAAUAAAAGAAGACAAUCUAAUUGUUUCGAUUCCCUUGAAUGUUUAAAAGAAACCGAAAAGGAAUUGGUGUCAUUGUCGUCAUUGUUUGUUCAGCAAUCUGUUAUGGAGAAGAGGCCACUGAGGAUUCCCAAUCCUCCUCCGAGACCUUCUUCAAGUUCUAUUUCUAGCAAAACAAAACAAGAAAACCCAGCUCAAGUUCAACCUCCUCCACCUCCACCUCCGCCUCCUCCACCACCUCCAAUGAGUUUUGCAUCAAAAAGUAACACGGCGAUGGUGAAAAGAGCGCCACAAGUGGUGGAAUUGUACCAUUCACUCAUGAAGAGAGAUUCUAGAAAGGAUUCUUCAAACGGAGGACUCGUUGAUGCUCCUGAUGUUGCAGAUGUUUGUAGUAGCAUGAUUGGAGAAAUUAAGAACCGUUCAUCGCAUUUACUUGCUAUAAAAGAAGAUAUUUAA